AUGUCGAUCAAGGCUGUGUUCCUCCUCGCCCUGGUGGCACUGGCACACGCAGGAGGCCCCGCCUCCUACCAGACAGUUACAAACACAGCAGACGCUGGAGCUGUGGGCUCUACACACGAGAGGACGGUGAAGGGCUAUGGCGGUCUCAACAGCAUUUCCGAGUACUCCAAGACCAUCGACGGGCCACACUCGAGCGUGCGCGUGUCCAUCUCGCGCUCCAGCAACGACGCCUACGGCUACGGCGGCGCCGCAGUCGCCACCGCCCCUGCCGUGGCCUACACUGCAGCCGCCCCAGCUGUCGCUGCAGCACCCGCUGUCGCUUACGCCGCCCGCACCGUCGCUGCUGCGCCCGCAGUAGCCUACACUGCUGCUGCGGCUCCAGCCGUCACGUACGCUGCCAGGACGGUGUCUGCAGGUCCAGCCCUCGCCUACGGUGCCCGCACUGUUGCUGCAGCUCCUGCAGUUGCCUACACUGCUGCUGCUCCGGCCGUCGCUUACGCGUCUCGCACUGUUGCCGCAUCCCCUGCAAUCGCGUACACCGCCGCCGCUCCUGCAGUCACCUACGCUUCCCGCACUGUUGCCACAUCUCCCGCAGUAGCCUACACUGCCGCAGCUCCGGCCGUCACCUACGCCGCCCGCACAGUGUCCGCAGCUCCUGCCGUAGCCUACACUGCCGCCGCCCCCGCCGUCACGUACGCCGCCCGCACCGUCUCUGCAGCCCCGGCUGUGGCGUACACGGCGUCUGCCCCGGCAGUCACCUACGCUGCUCGCACCGUCGCCGCUGCACCUGCAGUUACAUACACUGCUGCUGCUCCGGCAGUGACGUACGCCGCUCGUACAGUGUCCGCUGCUCCUGCCGUAGCAUACACUGCCAGUGCCCCCGCAGUGACGUAUGCUGCCCGCACAGUAGCCGCAGCCCCUGCUGUAAGCUAUGCCGCUGCAGCUCCAGCUUACGGCAGCACCUACUACGGUCGUGCAGCUUACUCUGGCCUGGCAUACGGGGCUGGAUACUCAGCUGGAUACGGAGCUCGUGCUAUUGCCCCAGCUGCCGUCACCUACUCUGCCCCAGCCGUCACAUACGCUGCUCGCACCGUUACUGCAGCUCCCGCCCUCGCCUACAGCUCUGGCCUGACCUACGGAGCUGGAUACUCCUACGGUGCCCCUGCUGCCACUGUCACCUACACGUCUGCCGCCCCCGCAGUCGGUGCCGCAUACCUCGGACGCGCAUCUUACUCCGGCCUGGCCUACGGUGCACGUGCUAUCGCACCAGCCCUGGCUUACAAUUCCGGCCUGUCGUACGGAGCUGGAUACACCUACGCCGCCUCCGCCCCUGCUGUCACCUACACCACCAGGACCGUGACGACAGCGCCUGCUGUCACCUACACAGCUUCUGCUCCAACUGUGACCUACAGUGGAGCAACACAGUCAGCUUCCUACUCGGUGGCCGCCGGAGCACAACUGGGCACGUCCUUCCACGGCCCAAUUGCGCAGAGCGCUGCUCUUCACCUCCAUGGCAAGGGACUCUUGUAAAUGUCUCGCCCAAGAAGACACGCACAGUGCUGCCUUUUUCUCUCGCUCUGCACACAUUCUUCUUCAUGUCACUGCUGCAGCUUUCUUUUUGGAAAGCUAGACUGAAUGAUUUUCAUUUAUGUAAAUCGCCAUGUAACAUACUGUUCUUCUCGCAAUAAAUGUCUUUUUGUACACCUCCAAA
Messenger RNA from Schistocerca serialis cubense, 1711 nucleotides. Its product is annotated as ice-structuring glycoprotein-like. Bases 1 to 1530 code for a protein of 509 amino acids. Lineage: Eukaryota; Metazoa; Arthropoda; Insecta; Orthoptera; Acrididae. The record is from RefSeq and is a predicted model, not a curated record. The transcript is spliced from 3 exons.